This is a messenger RNA of Adineta ricciae, 318 nucleotides long. The record is from the annotation of a GenBank genome assembly. Lineage: Eukaryota; Metazoa; Rotifera; Eurotatoria; Adinetida; Adinetidae.
AUGUUCCUCUUUCUCAUUCUGAUAUGCGCACGAUCGCAUGAUCGGAAUAAUAAUAGAAUGUUCUUUGCUGCUGACAAUAAUCCAUCGUAUCCGGACGGAUUCUUUUCGAAUACAAGCUCCGAUCAUGGAGAUGUCCUCGCCAACCGUCACAUCAAGAUGUGCUUUCUUCUUUGCUGUCGCGGUCCCAUCCUUGUACUAAACAAUUUACUAACAGUAGUUCGGAAGCUUUCACGAUUGGAGCUCAGUUUUCGAACUGGUUUUCGUCUGGUAUUUGCCAUUAAGCUCCUAACAACCGCAAUUGUCUAUUCCAUAGCAUGA